AUGCAUUUUGCUUCAUUUUAUGAAGACAGCAUUGCCGAGUGCUCUGCACAUCCUGGUCAAUUUAACUUUUUUACUUCAGAAGUGAUAUGCUACGAGAGUGGAUAUCUUGGAUGUUACCCUCGUGAUUUACCGGAGUUAACUGAUCUUGAAGAGCCUUGGAUAAACUCUGCUGACAUAGAAACCGAAGUGACGAUACCUGACUGCAUUACCUGGUGCAAUCGCUCUGAAAAUGCCUAUACCUAUGCUGCGGUAUACAGAGGUGGCACUUGCCUCUGUGGGAAUGCAUCGCUGGCCAUUAAUCAGUCUGCCAGCGUUGAAGAAUCGAUGUGCAACAGAAGAUGUACCGGAAGACGCAUUAACAACUGCGGAGGUCUUUUUCAUGUCGCUCUCUUCGAUAUCGAGACUUCUCCCGAGGCAGAUGGCACAAUAUAUGCUGGAUUCGGCACCACCGAGUCGAGUUGGGAUUUCGAUAACUCGACUCUUUACCCUGAAACAUCAUCGACGUCAUCUCUGUCUGGGAAUGACGUGUGUAAUCAGAAGACAGAAGUACAGCAUUUCAAAGAUUGUGGAUUUCUAGGAUGCUAUCCCUUUCAUUUAUCAGAGUUAACGAACCUUGAAACUCCUUUUGGAAUCACAUAUGACAUUCAUGACAUGACGAUACCAAACUGCAUUACCUGGUGUGAGCGAUCUGGAAAGGCCUAUCUCUACGCUGGUGUACUUACUGGUGCCACAUGUCUAUGUGGGAGUCCAUUCAUUGUCGUUGACCCGUCUGCUCGGGUACCUGAAACAUUGUGUAAUUCGCCAUGUAUCGGACGAAGGAGUGAAUUUUGUGGAGGCCCAUCUCACGUUGCUCUUUUCAACAUCGAGACAACCCGCACACCAUCAAUAUUGCCGGGCACUUACCCUUACCCUACCGUGAUGACGGAAACGUAUAAUUGUACUCGAACGACAGAAGUACAAUACUCCCAAGGAGGGCGAAUUGGUUUGAUCGUCGUAGUCGCAAUUAUUUUGCUGUAUGCAGUUGUUGUUACUUUCUUACUUAUUCGACAAAGACGCAAGGGGCCAAGUUCCAUGAGUAUGAAAACUGUAGAAAAGGGACAUGAUCCUUCCAUGGACCUACAGCCAAGACCUGUGGGAGACGGAACACACUAGGACGACUGUCAUCUCAACAACUUUGUCGAAGAGUCCAGGGAAGUCUUUCAUGAAAGGACUUGCCGGACGUUUAAUCCGACAAGCCAUAUUUUAUCAUACAGUUACUGUAGUAACAGUACCACUCAGCCAAUCAGAAUCAAGGAAAGUUGUCAGAUCAGACAACUUGUCGGACAACUAUGUUGAUGAAACGCUCCUUAGAAAACAGCGCGUGACCGCAGAAGCACAACCUGGUUCGGUUUACGCAGUGGCGAAAUGAGCAAAUAAUUUUGACCUUUUUAAAACAAAAAUCAAAUUUGAUUAAAGAUUUUGACAUAAUGCUCAGAAAUUAAUAUCGUAUUUCACCUUCUCUUCUCUUUUCUUUAAUUUUUUUUUCUUAGUCAUGAACCCCCCCCCCCCAUAUCUCUCCGCCACUGACUCUAUACGAGAAUCAGAAUGUUCGAAUUCCAUCGAAACAACCAGUGGUGCUUAAAGUUAGUGAACCACAUCAGAAAAUCGUUGUAUAUAAAGUGUUCAAGUUUUGGAAUUGUCAUUAUGAAGUCAAGUAAUAAAAUAUUACAUUCAAUAAAGUUUUUGUUGUUCUUGACUUCCCGAACAUUGUAGUGUUGUUGCCUGCAUUGAACACUCGGCAUUGAGGAGUGCAUUUUGUGGUGGGGUUCAUUAUUAUUUUUUUAGCACAACUUUAUUGGACGGAAUGUACAAAAUGGUUUCAUUGCCGAAUCAAGCAACUUUAAAGAGAAAGUUCACCCUCACGAAAAUUUAAUUGUAAAAAUAAAAAAAAU
Lytechinus variegatus (green sea urchin) is the source of this 1931-nucleotide messenger RNA. RefSeq names its product WSC domain-containing protein 2-like. The transcript has 8 exons. The coding region runs from base 1 to 1152 and encodes 383 amino acids. The record is from RefSeq and is a predicted model, not a curated record. NCBI's taxonomy places the organism in Eukaryota, Metazoa, Echinodermata, Echinoidea, Temnopleuroida, Toxopneustidae.